GGAGCAGCGCUUCCCUCCCCCGAUUCAGCCAGACACACACCGCCGAUGACUCGUCACUCCGCGCUGGAAGAUGGCUACGGCGGACCGGCCCCCUGUUAGGGAAGGGAUCCGGAUAAUUUUCCUGUGUGUGGGCUGGUACACGGUCAGCUCGGGGGGCAACAUCGUGAACAAAAUUAUCCUAAAUGGAUUCCCGUACCCGGUCACGGUCUCUCUGUUUCAUAUUAUCUCUAUCGUCGUCUUCCUCCCGCCGCUGUUGCGGGCAUGGGGAGUCCCCAAAACAGAACUGCCGAGCAGGUACUACCGGUGGUACAUACUGCCUCUAGCUUUCGGAAAAUACUUUGCAUCCGUGUCGGCACACUUCAGCAUAUGGAAAGUACCCGUUUCAUAUGCGCACACGGUCAAAGCCACAAUGCCAAUAUGGGUUGUUCUGUUAUCAAGAAUUAUCAUGAGGGAGAAGCAAACCACAAAGGUGUACAUAUCGCUCAUCCCCAUCAUCGGAGGAGUGCUGCUGGCCACAGCGACUGAGCUGUCCUUUGAUCUCUCAGGACUAAUCAGCGCCCUGGCUGCCACGCUCUGCUUCUCUCUGCAAAACAUCUUCUCCAAAAAGGUGUUGCGGGACACAAGAGUCCACCACUUGAGACUGCUAAACGUCCUGGGCUUCAAUGCAGUUAUCUUCAUGCUGCCCACCUGGGUUCUGGUGGAUCUCUCUGUGUUUCUUGUUAAUGGAGACCUGACGGACAUCUCAGGAUGGACGAGUACCUUCAUCCUCCUGCUCAUCAGCGGUUUUUGCAACUUUGCUCAGAACGUCAUCGCCUUCAGCGUACUGAACCUUGUCAGCCCACUCAGCUACGCCGUCGCCAACGCCACCAAGAGGAUCAUGGUCAUUAGCAUCUCACUGCUAAUGCUGCGCAAUCCGGUCACCCUCACAAACGUCCUGGGUAUGAUGACAGCCAUAGUCGGGGUCUUCCUCUACAACAAGGCCAAGUAUGACGCUAACAAAGAGAAGAAGCUGCUGCCAAGCACCAAGCAGGACCUGAUGUCCUUUGACAACCCGGCGCUGGAGAAGAUCCAGGCCAACGGGUCAGUGCCUUUCUCCCACGGCUCAGAGCAGCAGCACAGCUGGAACAACGUGCUGACCGACCACUUCCAGUACAGCCGGCAGGCCUACACGACAAACUACAGCAGCAACCACCAGUACGUGGUGUAAAGGAGGAAUCUGUCCUCGCUCUGGGUGGCCGUCAUAGACAUUGCUGUGUGUAGCCGCCCCCCAGCAGCGGGACGCAGCCUCGCUCCAAACAUGAGACUGAAGGCAAGUGCUGUUUGUUGUGGAUAAGAAGAAUGAGAUGGCCAGUGACGGGACCUCUCCCACGCUCCUCCCUGUCUGAACUUUUCUUUCUGACGGCUUUGCUGUGUGUCAUAUAUUUAUUUGUUUGGUACAGACUGUACGGGAUGGUCUGAGAGGAAACAAAACUUAAAUCAACGGUUGUCAGACAUUUUGGUGACGGAUUGAGGCAUGUUGUCCAGAUACAGAAUUGUGCACAGCAGGUGGACACGUAAAAGGUAGUUCAUGAAUAAUUUGCACCUCACUGUCUAGAAGUGUCUGAAAGAGUUCUGUUUUCACAGCCAGCCAUAAUAUCUUUGGGUUUUUUUCUUCACUUUUAGAGGGAAGGAUGUCAGCUGUAAUUAUUUAAUAUGAACAGUCAUGUUUAUAUUUGUAACAGACACAUCUCAGUGGAAGGUCUUAAAGGUAUACUAUGCAGGAUUUUCCAAAAAGCAAUGUAUAGACUCAAACAUAAGUAAGUGUAUUUACCUGCAGAGACUCUGCCCUUUGCCUGUACUUUCUUGUUUUCUCCUUAUUAGGCUGUGUUAGGGAUGUUCCUGGGCAGUGUGCAGGUGAGACCAGGACUUUAUAAAUAGGAAGUUACGGAAAUGCCGCACACAGUACCUGAAAAAACGCAAGUAUAACGAGCAGAAAAGCUUAGCAGUUACAAACAGUAACUGGCAAUUCCUGCAUAGUAUACCAUUCACAUUUAGGUUUUAAACUAAAUUGGCUACUUUAGUUCAAAGCACCGCUGCAGACUCUGUCUGGUGUCAGUGUUAAGUGUAGAUAUGAAACUGACUGCACUCACGAAAUUACCAGUGCCUGAUGAAGAAAAAUGACUAAAUAAAAAAAAUUCAAAAAUCCGUUCAUUAUGUCUGCAAGAAACUGAUGGUCAUAAAAGUUUUGCUCAGUCAGUUCAGUAAAAAUUCACACCUACUGUCAGCAAGUGUUUAGAUGCCACAAUCAGAGACAAACACCUAAACACACUCAAAGCCGCCUUGUCUUUAACCUGAGAUAAUCUUUCAGAGUGAGACCAGUUCUGUCACCCAGAACAGUCAGUGACCUCCCACAGACCUUCCCCAAAAUAAUAAAUAAGUUUGUUCGUCAUGAAGCGUAAAUGUAAAAAGUUCAAUUAGAUUUACCAAAACAAAGCAUCUUUUCUGUUUACACGCUGUAAGGAUGCUAAUGUUUCAUCAUUCUUAGGGGUUCUAACCAUGUAAACUAUAAUAGAGAUGCUAAAAUGAAUUCUUUUGCUGUAAUAGUUUGAAUCGAUUAAAAACAAUGCAUAGUUCUGUUUUAAAUUGAUGAUUGGUAUUUAUUGAUCUGCAAAGCUUCUCAGGCAGAGUGAGAUUUUGUCUCAUGUCAGACGAUUUUUGUCAGCCUGAACCAAAGCUGCUCUGUCGCGAUUAUGUUUUUUAAACAGAGGCGCGGUUUGAGUUUGCACAUCAUGAAACAUCUAAAUGUGUUAUGCAGGUUGUGACUGUCAAAUGACUUUGAAGACCUGGUGUUUUAAUUUAAAGCAUUAUUUGUAAAAUUGGUGUCAGACAGUCACCGGACAUAUUCAAAAUGAGACAUGCAUGAAAUCACUGGUUUGAUGUGCGCAUUUAAAGAUUCAACUGUAACUUUAGCUGGACAGAGGUCUGAUUAGUGUUAUUCAUUGACAAUGUUUGCAACUAAUCAUUUAUUAAUGAAAAGCCUUUUUUUACUGUUUGAAGAACAGUUUAAUUUCGUAAAAACCAGUCACUUGUUUUUCUCCUUGCAGGAUCUUAGAUGCACACUGAGCAUCUCACUGCAGCAAUAUGAUGUUUUAAUGCUUUUUAUGUUUUUUUUGAUGAUGCACAUGUGUCAGCAUCUAAAAUCAAAAUAUUUCUGCUCAUUUAUUUUGUAGAGUCAAUGCACGUUAAUUGCAUUUUUGUAAAAGUGCCAGUUGUAGCCCGUGAGCUUGUUUUAUUUCAGUUGUAGCCCCUGGUAGAUGUGGAUAUGGGAAUAAUGUGGUUAUAUUCUAAUAAUAUGGUUUGUAGGGUACAGUGUUUGUCUUCUGUGACAAAUUAAAAACACUGUCACAGUAUUUAGUCUGGAGAAACCCCCCAAAAGAGCUCUGUGGGGUUGGUGCGCUCUGGGCUUCCCACAGACAAACUAGUAUCAAUAAUUGUCCAGUUUUUGAUUUUUUUUUAUAGAAAACCAGCUCUUAGUGUUGAGAUAGUUUGUAGCUGACGUAGUUUUUGGGAUCCUGGGAACCUGCAGCUGCUCUGUUUUUCUUCAGCAGGGAGGGAAGUCUCCACCUUCUGUGUUACACUGAUCAACCAGAAAACACCUGUUUGAUGUCAUGUAAUGGAUUUCAGCAGUCUGGGAGAAAAUACUACUUUAUUUAAAUGUGUUUUUCUGUUAUGACUGCUGCUGUAGUUCUUAGUGUGUUGACAAUGUUACACUUUGAGGCUGUACUUUGUGGUGGUGUACUGCGUUAGAUUGAAACUUAGUACAAAUAUCAGACAUUCAUUCAUUUUAUCACCACAAACUGCAGCCUCAAAAGAUCACAAUAUUGAGAACCUCAGAGUCAGCAUCGAUUAAAAUGAUAGAUUUCAUAAAGGUAGUUUUUAUGUUCUGUUUUUAGUCAACCUUAAAACUUCACCAACAUUCUCUAUAUUAACACUAAAUUAUAAUCUAAUACAAGUUGCUCAUAAUGCCCAAACAGUGGAGAAUUUACACCCAUCUCUGCAGCUCUAUGUGUUUGGUUUUACGGUGGCACAUUUGUAGUUAAAUAUUUAUGAUCUCAUCAACUCCUGCAAGCAGCAGUUUCAGGCACCUGGAAUAAACCACAUAUAUACUAACUUCCCAACAUCAAACAGCAGACACAUUCACUAAAUGGCUACAGAGCAAAGUGGACCAUGUAACAGCUAAAGCACCAGAUAAUUAUAAAAUCAGUGAAGACCCAAACGGAGCUUAAAGAUGAGAUAUAAUUCAUUCAGAUAUCAUUCAAAUACUUUCAGAAACAAUCAAAAUAAGGCAAGCUUCUUAACUCUGUAUUUCAAUAUAAGCCUUUAUGACAAAAAAAAAAAAAAUGCUUUUUCUGCAUGUCAAAAUGGUGCAAUAGAUAAAAUGUGACAUAUCAUGCACCCCUACAUGAUUAGAUAUAUGAAGAACAGGAAAGUCCAUCAACCAGUUCUGGGGAGCAACUUUUAAGAAAUUAUCUACAGCUGAGAAAUGUGUUCACAUGAUAAACAGCAGUGUGACAUCGACAAUAUCCAAACAAGACAAUUCAAAGAGAAACAGCACAAUCCUUUCAUAAAGAAUGUAAUACUCACAUGCAACCUGCAGAAAGAAAUAAGUCACAUCUGAACCCUUUGUCUCACUGUGGCUCAUGUUUUAAGACUCUUUGAUUUCUUCAUGUUUUUUUCUUCCUCAUGUUGCCAAAAGCCAUUUGCAAUAAGUAUAAACUCUGUAUGCUAAUGCACGACAGGAUGGAGGCCUUGUUUGCAGGUGGACAAGAUGUAAAAGUUCAUAAACUACAUGUUGUAGUUAAUGAACUUCCUUGUGAUUUUGUUUUUCCGUGUCAUGCUGGCUGUUUGUUUUCGCACAGUGAGCGAACUGGGAGAAUACUGUUAAUUUGGAUGUUGGGUCACUCCUGUAAAGCUUUUAACUGGGAUUUAAAUGUCAGUGAAUGAAGAGAGGGGAACAUACCUUGUAAAACUUAUUGUUUUUGUGCAUUUGACUGAUCUGGAGGUGGACUUUUUACUUAAAUGACGUUUAUAGAUUUUUAUUUAUGGUGUUAAGGUACAAACGUGUACAGAGGUGCAGCUAUGCACAGUCUUGUCUGCUUAUAUGUUUAGUAAAUGCUAUUUUUAAAUGUUGAGGGAAUGGGGGGAAUAAAUGCAUUAUGGAUUACUGAA
This is a messenger RNA of Plectropomus leopardus (leopard coralgrouper), 5208 nucleotides long. It is a transcript of the gene slc35e1, whose product is annotated as solute carrier family 35 member E1. The record is from RefSeq and is a predicted model, not a curated record. NCBI's taxonomy places the organism in Eukaryota, Metazoa, Chordata, Actinopteri, Perciformes, Serranidae.